Molecule: messenger RNA, 8427 nt
Organism: Tachysurus fulvidraco (yellow catfish)
Lineage: Eukaryota; Metazoa; Chordata; Actinopteri; Siluriformes; Bagridae
Product: neuroblast differentiation-associated protein AHNAK
Exons: 5
Coding region: 248-7237 (2329 amino acids)
Biological process (GO): regulation of RNA splicing
Cellular component (GO): nucleus; cytoplasm
Source: RefSeq, a predicted model, not a curated record
AUGUCAUGCGGUUUUGGCAGGGUGUCCAAAGCUGUGUGAUUGAGGUUAAACCUGUUUGUUGGCUGCUGAGAUGUUUGCUGCAUUAAAGAUGCCUCUCUCUCAUACAGCCAACAGAUAGAGGAGGUAAACAUAGUCGGCCUGCUCUGUCUGAAGUGGGAUCUCAAGAUGAAAAGUUGACACAUCCAGCUCUGAAACAAAAUUGUCUUAAAACAAGGACAGGCUUAGACUUUAACUCUCUUGUAAAAAUAUGAUUAGUCAUCGAAGAAGUCUGUCUGAUAGCCUUGUGCUUGACGAUAAUGACAAAGGAUUAGUGAAUGUCUCUGGAAUCAACCAUGGAGAAUAUCAAGAAGGAGAUGGAACUAUUGGUGCCAUGAAGAAUGAAGUGAUUGACAUACUGAAGCGAACCGAACCAUUCAAUAACAAUGGAGGUCUGUCAAGGCCAGACAUGAAAUCCAGUAAAAGCUUGGGAAAUUUGGACAGGAUCAAAGCUCCAAAUGAGCUACAUAUGGAUUCUUACAACAAGCUUUUCAAUGCUAAAGUCAAAAGGUUUAUUAAAAGAAAUCCAAAAGGAAAAAGUCAAGAAGAUGUGAGACUGGGGAUGACUAAUGUCCCAGACACAGAUUUGAAAGGUCGAAGAAUAGAAGUGAAAUCGGAAAACUAUGACCGUCCACGUUUUAUGAGACCUGAUACUGAUGUUGAAGGAGACGUCACAAGGCCAGAAUUAAGUUUGUCAUCCCACAAUAAUGGACUACCAAAUUCCAGAACCGGACUUACAAUUCCGAAUGUGGGCUUAUCAUCAGACACACCCAGGUUUAAAAUGCCUGAUUUUGGACUGUCAGAACAUAAAAUAACAACACCUGACACUUAUUUCUCACAACCUAAGAUUAAGAGAGAAUUCAACUCACCAGACAUCACAACCACAGACAUCAAUGCACACACACUAGACAGAAACAAACUGCCAAGUUUACAAAAGCCACAUUUGAACUUAGAAAUUCCAAGUAAUGAUAUUGAUACAUCUGGUCUCAGCAAUGACAUUAAAACUGCUGACGUUACUAUUGACACGCCCUCAGAAAAAAUAAAAGUACCAAAAUUUGGAUUUUCAAGUCAUUUGUCUAAAGGAGGUGUUGAUGACCAAGACAUUCAGGUGACUCUCCCUGAAGCUGAUUUAAGGGCACCAAAACUGAAUAUGAACUCCCCUGAUAUCGACAUUGAUACUACAGGGAAAAUGAAAACGCCCAAAUUGAAAAUGCCUAAGCUUAACUUUCCAAAUUUUAAAGAAUCUGACAUUGAUUUGAAAGGAGAUUUGAAAAGGCCUGAUUUGAGUUGGUCCUCUCAUAAUUUUGAUGCAGAUAUUGAUGUUCCUGACACUGACAUUGAUAGACCCAAAGCAGACCUUAAGGGUGUGACACUACCAAAUAUGGACCUACCAUCUGGUAAAGCAAAAAUGCCUAAAUUCAAGAUGCCUGAUUUUGGACACUCAAUAUCUAAUUCACCUGAUAUGGAUCUCUCUCCGCCUAAAUUGAAAGGUCAGAUAAAUUCACCAAAUCUCACAGCACCAGAGUUAGAUGUUGAUGUCCCAGCAGUUAAAAUCAGAGGGCCAGCAUUUAAAGAACCACAUGCUGAUAUCAGAGCACCUGAAUUCAACAUCAAUGCUCCCUCAGGGAAAAUUAAAUUGCCAAAAUCCCCAGAGCUUGAUAUAGAUGUUCCCAGAGGGAAAAUUAAAGGACCAGCUCUUAAAGAACCAAAUUUUGAUGGGUGGGCACCUGGAUUUAACAAUGAUGUCCCCUCAGGGAAACUUAAAAUGCCAAAUUUCAAAAUUCCCAAUAUUGAGGGAAAUAUAGGUUCACCAGACACAAAUUUGGCUUUUCCUGAAGCAGAUGUAAAGGUUCCAGAAAUAGAUGUGAACUCUCCUAGGCUUGACAUUGAUAGUCCUGCAGGAAAAUUCAAAUUUCCCAAAGUAAAAACACCCAAAUUUAGCAUGCCAGGUUUUAAAGGACCUGAUGUUGAUUUUAAAGGAGACUUGAAAGGGCCAGAUUUGAGCAUGUCGUCUCCUAAAUUUGAUGCAGAUAUAAGUGGUCCUGACCUUGACAUUAAUCGACCCAAAGCUAAUUUUAAAGGCAUGUCACUUCCAGAUGUGCACCUACCAUCAGGUAAAACAAAAACACCCAAUAUUAAUUUGUCUGAUUUUGGACUCUCAGGACCUGAAGCCAAGGCCCCAGAGAUGGAUCUCUCACUGCCUAAAAUGAAAGGACCAAAUCUCACAGCCCCAGGAUUAGAUGUUGAUGUCCCAACAGGUAAAAUUAAGGGACCAACACUUAAAGACCCAAAUGUUGAUAUCAGGGCACCUGAAUUUAACAUUGAUGCUCCCUCAGGAAAGCUGAAAAUGCCAACUUUCAAAGGUCCACAUUUUAAAGGUGAAAUGGGUUCACCAGACAUUAAUUUGGCUUUACCUGAAGCAGACAUGAAAGGACCAAAACUAGAUUUGAAAUCUCCAAAUCUUGACAUUGAUGGACCCUCAGGGAAAAUCAAAAUGCCAAAAACGAAGACACCCAAAUUUAGCUUUCCUGGUUUUAAAGGACCCAAUGUUGAUGCCAAGGGAGACUUGAAAGGGCCAAAUUUGAGCAUGUCAUCUCCUAAAUUUGAUGCAGAUAUAAGUGGUCCUGACCUUGACAUUGAUCGGCCCAAAGCUAAUGUGCACCUACCAUCAGCUAAAACAAAAACACCUAAGUUUAGGCUGUCUGAUUUUGGACUCUCAGGACCUAAAGCCAAGGCACCUGAUAUGAAUCUGUCAGUGCCAAAAAUGAAAGGACCAAAUCUCACAGCCCCAGAAUUAGAUGUUGAUGUCCCAACAGGUAAAAUUAAGGGACCAACAUUUAAAGAACCAAAUGUUGAUAUCAGGGCACCUGAAUUUAACAUUGAUGCUCCCUCAGGAAAACUGAAAAUGCCAACUUUCAAAGGUCCAAAUUUUAAAGGAGAAAUGGGUUCACCAGAUAUGAAUUUGACUUCCCCAGAAGCAGACAUGAAAGGACCAAAACUAGAUCUGAAAUCUCCAAAUCUUGACAUUGAUGGACCCUCAGGAAAAAUCAAAAUGCCAAAAACAAAGACACCCAAAUUUAGCUUUCCUGGUUUUAAAGGACCCAAUGUUGAUGCCAAGGGAGACUUGAAAGCUCCAAAUUUAAGCAUGUCAUCUCCUAAAUUUGAUGCAGAUAUAACUGGUCCUGACCUUGACAUUCAUGGACCCAAAGCUAAUGUUAAUGGCAUGACACUUCCAGAUGUGCACCUACCAUCAGCUAAAACAAAAACACCUAAGUUUAGGUUGUCUGAUUUUGGACUCUCAGGACCUAAAGCCAAGGCACCUGAGAUGAAUCUUUCAGUGCCUAAAAUGAAAGGACCAAAUCUCACAGCACCAGGAUUAGAUGUUGAUUUUCCAACAGGUAAAAUUAAGGGACCAACACUUAAAGACCCAAAUGUUGACAUUAGGGCACCUGAAUUUAACAUUGAUGCUCCCUCAGGAAAACUGAAAAUGCCAACUAUCAACGGGCCAAAUUUUAAAGGAGAAAUGGGUUCACCAGACAUGAAUUUAGCUUUACCUGAAGGAGACAUGAAAGGACCAAAACUAGAUCUGAAAUCUCCAAAUCUUGACAUUGAUGGACCCUCAGGGAAAAUCAAAAUGCCAAAAACAAAGACACCCAAAUUUAGCUUUCCUGGUUUUAAAGGACCCAAUGUUGAUGCCAAGGGAGAUUUGAAAGGGCCAAAUUUGAGCAUGUCAUCUCCUAAAUUUGAUGCAGAUAUAACUGGUCCUGACCUUGACAUUCAUGGACCCAAAGCUAAUGUUAAUGGCAUGACACUUCCAGAUGUGCACCUACCAUCAGCUAAAACAAAAACACCCAAGUUUAAGUUGUCGGAUUUUGGACUCUCAGGACCUAAAGCCAAGGCACCUGAGAUGAAUCUUUCAGUGCCUAAAAUGAAAGGACCAAAUCUCACAGCCCCAGGAUUAGAUGUUGAUGUUCCAACAGGUAAAAUUAAGGGACCAGAUGUUGAUAUCAGGGCACCUGAAUUUAACAUUGAUGCUCCCUCAGGAAAACUGAAAAUGCCAACUAUCAACGGGCCAAAUUUUAAAGGAGAAAUGGGUUCAACAGACAUGAAUUUAGCUUUACCUGAAGCAGACAUGAAAGGACCAAAACUAGAUCUGAAAUCUCCAAAUCUUGACAUUGAUGGACCCUCAGGAAAAAUCAAAAUGCCAAAAACAAAAACACCCAAAUUUAGCUUUCCUGGUUUUAAAGGACCUAAUGUUGAUGCCAAGGGAGACUUGAAAGGGCCAAAUUUAAGCAUGUCAUCUCCUAAAUUUGAUGCAGAUAUAAAUGGUCCUGACUUUAACAUUGAUCGGCCCAAAGCUAAUGUUAAUGGCAUGACACUUCCAGAUGUGCACCUACCAUCAGCUAAAACAAAAACACCUAAGUUUAGGUUGCCUGAUUUUGGACUCUCAGGACCUAAAGCCAAGGCCCCGGAGAUGGAUCUCUCACUGCCUAAAUCGAAAGGACCAAAUCUCACAGCCCCAGGAUUAGAUGUUGAUGUCCCAACAGGUAAAAUUAAGGGACCAACACUUAAAGAACCAAAUGUUGAUAUCAGGGCACCUGAAUUUAACAUUGAUGCUCCCUCAGGAAAACUGAAAAUGCCAACUAUCAAAGGUCCAAAUUUUAAAGGUGAAAUGGGUUCACCAGACAUGAAUUUAGCUUUACCUGAAGCAGACAUGAAAGGACCAAAACUAGAUUUGAAAUCUCCAAAUCUUGACAUUGAUGGACCCUCAGGAAAAGUCAAAAUGCCAAAAACAAAGACACCCAAAUUUAGCUUUCCUGGUUUUAAAGGACCCAAUGUUGAUGCCAAGGGAGAUUUGAAAGGGCCAAAUUUGAGCAUGUCAUCUCCUAAAUUUGAUGCAGAUAUAAGUGGUCCUGACCUUGACAUUAAUCGACCCAAAGCUAAUGUUAAAGGCAUGACACUUCCAGAUGUGCACCUACCAUCAGCUAAAACAAAAACACCUAAGUUUAGGUUGCCUGAUUUUGGACUCUCAGGACCUAAAGCCAAGGCCCCGGAGAUGGAUCUCUCACUGCCUAAAUCGAAAGGACCAAAUCUCACAGCCCCAGGAUUAGAUGUUGAUGUCCCAACAGGUAAAAUUAAGGGACCAACAUUUAAAGAACCAAAUGUUGAUAUCAGGGCACCUGAAUUUAACAUUGAUGCUCCCUCAGGAAAACUGAAAAUGCCAACUUUCAAUGGUCCAAAUUUUAAAGGUGAAAUGGGUUCACCUGACAUGAACUUGGCUUUACCUGAAGCAGCCAUGAAAGAACCAAAACUAGAUCUGAAAUCUCCAAAUCUUGACAUUGAUGGACCUUCAGGGAAAAUCAAAAUGCCAAAAACAAAGACACCCAAAUUUAGCUUUCCUGGUUUUAAAGGACCCAAUGUUGAUGCCAAGGGAGACUUGAAAGGGCCAAAUUUGAGCAUGUCGUCUCCUAAAUUUGAUGCAGAUAUAAGUGGUCCUGACCUUGACAUUGAUCGGCCCAAAGCUAAUGUUAAUGGCAUAACACUUCCAGAUGUGCACCUACCAUCAGCUAAAACAAAAACACCUAAGUUUAGGCUGUCUGAUUUUGGACUCUCAGGACCUAAAGCCAAGGCACCUGAGAUGAAUCUUUCAGUGCCUAAAAUGAAAGGACCAAAUCUCACAGCACCAGGAUUAGAUGUUGAUGUCCCAACAGGUAAAAUUAAGGGACCAACAUUUAAAGAACCAAAUGUUGACAUUAGGGCACCUGAAUUUAACAUUGAUGCUCCCUCAGGAAAACUGAAAAUGCCAACUUUCCAAGGUCCCAAUUUUAAAGGAGAAAUGGGCUCACCAGACAUAAAUUUGGCUUUACCUGAAGGAGAUGUGAAAGGUCCAAAACUAGAUUUGAAAUCUCCAAAUGCUGACAUUGAUGGACCCUCAGGAAAAUUCAAAAUUCCAAAAGUGAAAACACCCAAAUUUAGCAUUGCUAAUUCCAAAGGACCUGAUUUUGAUGUUAAAGGAGACUUGACAGGCCCAGAUCUGAGCAUGUUCUCUUCUAAAUUUGAUGCAGAUAUUACUGAUCCUGACCUUGACAUUGGUGGACAAAAAUCUAAUUUUAAUGGCAUGACACUUCCAGAUGUGCACCUACCAUCAGGUAAAACAAAAUCACCCAAGAUUAAGCUGUCUGAUUUUGGACUCUCUGGACCUAAAAUCAAGUCUGAUAUGGAUCUUUCAAUGCCUAAAAUGAAAGGACCAGACCUAACAGUCCCAGAAUUAGAUGUUGAUGUUCCAACAGGUAAAAUUAAGGGGACAGCACUUAAAGAACCAAAUUUUGAUUUCAGGGAACCUGAAUUUAACAUCAAUGCUUCCUCAGGAAAACUGAAAAUGCCAAAUUUCAAAGGCCCUAAUAUUAGGAGUGAUGGUAGUGAUGCUAAAUUUGAUGCAGAUUUUACUGGUCCUGACCUUGACAUUGAUGGACCCAAAGCUAAUGUUAAUGGCACGACACUUUCAAGUGCACACCUACCAGCAGUGAAAACAAAAACACCCAUGAUUAAUUUGUCUGAUUUUGGAUUUUCGAGACCUAAAGCGAAAGCACCUGAGAUGGAUCUCUCUUUGCCUAACAUGAAAGGAGAAAUAAAUUCACCAAACCUUACUGUCCCUGAGUUAGAUAUUGGUGUCCCAACAGGUAAAAUUAAAAGACCAAUAUUUGUCCUGAAAACUGAAACUAAACCAAAGACUUUAGGCAAUAUGACCUUCCCUGAAGCUGAUAUCAGAGCUCCAAAACUAGAUGCAAAAUCUCCUGACAUUGACAUUGACAGUCUACAAAGUAAUUUCAAGUUACCAAAAUCCACAACAACGUUUGAUAUUCAAAACUUUAAUGAGCCUGAUAUAAACGCUAAGUAUAACCUGGGUGGGCCAAAUUUGGACUUAUCUGCAAUGGAUUCUGAGGUUGGAAUUCCUGACUAUGACACUCAUAGACCAACAAUUAAUACUAAAGGUAUCAAAGCAGACAUUACACCUCCAAACAUUGCGUUGCCCUCAGCUAAAGUAAACCUUACCGACACGAAAUAUCCUAGGAAUAGAAACACAUCAUAUGGCAGUAUGAAAGUGUCAAAAGACUUAGAAUCUUUAGUGUCAAGCAUGGACCUUGAAGUACCAAAACAAUCCUUAAAGGGGUCAAAGAUUAAACUGCUAUCUCUAGUAUGAUGGUAUCAAUGGUAGUCUUGUUUACCACAGAAAGACAUGUCUUUCAAAAUAAUUGAUUUCAUAUGAAGAAUACAUCAGGGUUAUAAUAAUAUGCACAUGUAAAUAUUAUAGGGAACAUGUAUCACAACAACACAGAAAAUAUACUACAGUAUCUUUUGUUGCAGCUUGUGUAUAUACAUUUUGUAUGUUUGUUUAGUACCACUAGUACUUAAAAGGGAACCGUAUGCAUUGCUGCACUACUACACUGGGAAAGUGUAAAGCUAUGUAUGGUUGAAUUACAAUUAAAUUGCAUUUGAAUAUUUUACACAAUUUAAUAUAUUACUUUUAAUAUGUUUAAAUGUUCAUUAAUGUUGUAAAUGUAUAAAGUAAUAUCAAACACAUGACUAUAUUGAUGUAUUAAUAAUUUGUGCCUCAUUUAUAUUAUGUGUAUUAUACAUUUGUUUGAGAGCGUGUGAUAGUGAUUUCUGUAAUUCAGUUGUGGCAAAGUAAAUAAAUUGUUAGUUUCUUAAUUAUUAUUAUUAAAAUUAUUUUCAGUACACAUGCUUUUGUGUUCACACUUGGUAAUAAAAUAUAUGUUUUCAAAAUAAUUAGACAAUAAGCAUGUGCGGAAAACAAAACGUGUACAAAAAAACUGUAAAUUCAAGUACUGGGAAAUCAAGUCAAUUGAGACAGAAUUCCUUUUUGUUUUCUAAUAGAAGCAACAUGAUUUAAUUUAUGUGAAAGUUUGUGGUAAGCAUCAAACUGGACUUGUAUAUUACCAUGUAUAUUACACAUUUUUAAAUCAUGUCAAAACUUUAGAUUCAGAAAUUUACGUAUACGAUUUUAGUAUUAAUUUUUUUUUAAAUUAAUUUUCAAAAUGCCCUAAAUUACCAAGCAUGGAUAUUUAGGAGAAAUGGUAUUUAUCUUUUGUGUCUUUAAGUACUAUAGAGGCAUCAGUCCUGAUAUGGAUAUUAAGAUGAUAUUUAUGCAUAAUUGCCAACCAGAUUGCAUCAUCUUAGUAUAUAUUCUUAUGGUAAGGUUCAGUUAACACAAAAUAACAAAUAUCCGGAUGUAUGUUAUAAUUAUUGACAGUAUGUGACCUGCCUGAGAGGGGGUGCAGUGGAGGAUUCUGUUAUAAAUAAUCUCUCUCAGAAGAUUUCUGGAAAUGUGAAUUCACCUACUGAUAAAAUAAACAUUCACUGUUAGUCCUG